Colossoma macropomum (tambaqui) is the source of this 2636-nucleotide messenger RNA. RefSeq names its product TBC1 domain family, member 15 (gene tbc1d15). The transcript has 17 exons. The record is from RefSeq and is a predicted model, not a curated record. Gene Ontology annotation, molecular function: GTPase activator activity. Gene Ontology annotation, biological process: activation of GTPase activity. NCBI's taxonomy places the organism in Eukaryota, Metazoa, Chordata, Actinopteri, Characiformes, Serrasalmidae. The coding region runs from base 102 to 2090 and encodes 662 amino acids.
AGAGCGACCUCCGCUGUUGGUGCGGUAGUGCGCCUGCGCAGAGUCCGUCCUGCGGAAGCUGAGCUGUCGGUGUUGUAGUGGAGCGGGACGGCGCAGUGGACAUGGCGGCCACAACUCCUCCUCCCAAGGUGAUAUUUGAACACGAAGGAGUUUUUAUCCACUCAAACACAGAAGAACUGGAAGAUCAGGAUUCACUAAUUUCAGGGUUCCUGCGGAUUGUUGAUAAGGAUGGAGACAUUGUUGUGGAAUAUAAACCUUUGGAGGAUACAGUGGAUCCCUCAAAUAUGCUCUGUGCCUGCAAGGACUCCAGCUCAGUGGUGGAGUGGACACAGCGGCCCCAUCGUUCUGUGGACCAGCAGCAGAGCUAUGAGACUGAAUGGGACAUGGUGAACACUGUAUCUUUCAAGAGGAAAGUCCACACUAAUGGCGAAGGUGGCUCAAACCACUUGCAUGAUCGGAACAAGCGGUCCUUCUCUUUUAGUGUAGCUGAUCUCAGGUCUGUCACAGUCAAAUGUGAAGGCUGGUCAUACCUGAUUUUCUGCUUGAGAGAUGACACAACGUUGCCAGCCAUUCACUUUCAUCAGGGAGGCAGCGAAGCAUUCCUGGAUAGCUUGAGGAAAUCAGUGCAACUCAGCGAGAGUCCUGAUGAUGAAAACCUUCUUCUUGUUGGCGCCUAUAGCAAAGCCUUUUCACAGUCCUUUGAGAAUCUUCUAGAUGACACAAACUAUGGCCUUGUUCAGAAGUUCAAGAAGGAUCCUUACACAACCACUUUGGGUGGUUUCUCCAAAGUCACAAACUACUUCUUUGAUGCAUUUCGGCCUUCUGAGUCUGAGUGCCAGCAGCGUCCCCCUGAGGAAAUGGCAGACAUUUUAGGAGAGUUGAUCCCUGGGCUGGAGAUCAACCAACAGGAGGAGCCUGGCUUUGAGGUCAUCACCAGAAUCGACUUGGGUACAAGGCCAGAAGUACAAAGGAGAGAACCAGUAAUGUUGGAAAACUGGGCAAAGCACCAGGACUCUGAGGGAAGAAUGUCCAAUGUGCCUCACUUAAAGCACCUCAUUUUCAAAGGGGGUCUGUGCCAUGCUCUAAGAAAAGAAGCUUGGAAGUUUUUACUGGGCUAUUAUCCCUGGGACAGCACCCAUGAAGAGAGGAAAAACCUGCAAAAAAGGAAAAUAGAUGAGUACUUCAGAAUGAAGCUGCAGUGGAAGUCAGUCAGUGAAGAGCAGGAGAAGCGGAACUCAAGGUUACGGGAUUAUAAGAGCCUUAUCGAAAAAGAUGUCAACAGAACUGACCGCACCAACAAGUUCUACGAGGGUCUAGACAACCCUGGCCUGAUUUUACUGCAUGACAUCUUAAUGACAUACUGCAUGUAUGACUUUGAUUUGGGCUACGUGCAGGGCAUGAGUGAUCUGCUUUCUCCUAUCCUCUACGUAAUGGAGAACGAGGUGGAUGCUUUCUGGUGCUUUGUCUCCUUCAUGGAUCAGAUGCAUGAGAACUUUGAGGAGCAGAUGCAAGGAAUGAAGACCCAGCUGAUCCAGCUGAGCACGCUGCUACGGCUGCUAGACUUAGCCUUCUGGAACUAUCUGGAGGCUCAGGAUUCAGGGUACCUGUAUUUCUGUUUCCGGUGGUUACUGAUCCGCUUCAAGAGGGAACUCCACUUUCAGGAUGUGCUUCGCCUCUGGGAGGUGAUGUGGACAGGACUGCCUUGCCAAAACUUUCACCUUUUGGUAUGCUGUGCCAUUUUGGAUUCAGAAAAACAGAAAAUAAUGGAUAGGCAUUAUGGAUUCAAUGAAAUCCUAAAGCAUAUAAACGAACUCUCCAUGAAACUGGACAUUGAAGAAAUCCUUAUCAAAUCAGAGGCUAUAUAUAUGCAGAUAAAGAAUUGUAAGGACUUGCCCCAUUCAGUAAGUGAAAUUCUGGGCCUGCAUGCAGUCACAGACAGAUCUACUUUAGAAACCAGUGAGUAUGGAGUGCUUGAAUCACCUCAGUCCUCACCAAGACCUGCACACAGACAAGACCAGGCCUUUUCCAAUGGUCAUGGACUCUUACAAGAAACGUCACGCAACAGAUGUAAAGUCGCCUUCAUAUCAUAGUGCACAGCCUGACAUGUAUAUUACAGAUUUUUUUCUUAGUAUCUGUAUACCAGGAAGAUGAACAGUAUUGGGUAUCAUGUAGAUAUUUGCUACCAAAUGUCACAUUAUAAAGCAUCACAGAUGCUUUACAUGAGAAAAGAAUAUGUAUGAAUGUAAAACUAGGAUCUAAAGUGAUCCUAAAGCUAUUAUUUUUGUAAUUUUCUUGUACCAUAUUGUCUUUAAAAUAAUCAUUCCUUCUCAUUGCAUUGUUGAGUUUUCAAGAUGGAGUUUCCAUUAUUGAUUUUAAGUGCUAAUUUACUUUCUCCCCUAAUUACUCUUUUCUGAAUCAUGCACAAAUUGAUCUAAUUAAAACAUGUUCUCCUCAUGUGGUGUGUGGGUAUGGAUCUUGAAUUUUGGAUCUUAUGUGGCUGGGAACUGGAAGAUUAAUGGUUUAGACAGAAGAAACACGAUAGAAUCUUCAUUCUGAAGUGGUGCCUUCCCACCAUGCUAUUUACAGCUCAUGUCACUGAUGUGUUAACCUCUUUAUUAAAAAUUUCAGAUGAGCCA